AGGCUUGCGGCUUGGCGUUAAAUGAGUUGGCAGCCGCAUAAAAGAAUCGAUAUAUCGAUAAAUAUACACAUCGUAAAGCGGUCGCACGUGUUUAUUCCGCUGUUUAAAUCUGGUCAAGAUUUGAGUUGGGUAUAAGUUAUAAAUAAGCAAAAUGCCACGCUCCAAACGUGAUAAGAAAGUUUCGCUGACGAAGACGGAUCGCAAGGGUCUCGCUUGGAAGCAGCGCAUCAUUGACGACAUUCGCUUCUGCGUGGAGAAGUAUCCCAAUAUCUUUGUGUUCCAGGUGCAAAAUAUGCGCAAUAAUCUGCUGAAGGAUUUGCGCCAAGAAUGGAAGCAAAAUUCCCGUUUCAUUUUCGGCAAAAAUCGCAUCAUGCAAAUCGGCUUGGGACGCACAAAAGCCGAAGAAGUUGAAACAGGAAUUCAUAAACUAUCGAAGCGUCUGAGUGGCCAGGUGGGUCUGCUCUUCACAGAAAAGUCCAAGGCAGAUGUGCUUGCCUGGGCCGAGAAUUAUUGGGCUGUCGAAUAUGCACGCAGUGGUUUUGCGGCAACGGAAACGGUAACUUUGCCAGCUGGCCCGCUGGAGGAAUUUGCGCAUUCGAUGGAGCCGCAUUUGCGUUCGCUGGGUCUGCCCACGAAACUGGAGAAGGGUGUGGUGACCAUCUACAGUGAUUAUACGGUAUGUGAAGAGGGCAAAAUUCUGACACCUGAACAGGCGCGGAUCCUCAAAUUGCUGGGUAAACCAAUGGCCAAGUUUCGCUUGACAAUGAAAUGCUCCUGGACCAAGGACGAUGGCUUCCAACUGCACGUUGAGGAGGAGGAGGAGGAGGCGGACAUGGUAACAGAGUGUCCCGUGGAGGAGGAUGAUGAAGAGGAAGAGGAUGAUGACGAGGAAUGAGAACAGUUUAGCUAAGAUUUCAUUUAGAAAUUAAGUAUACAAUUAUAUAUCUAUAUAGCUGUUAUAAA
Drosophila grimshawi is the source of this 963-nucleotide messenger RNA. RefSeq names its product mRNA turnover protein 4 homolog (gene RpLP0-like). The transcript is spliced from 3 exons. Bases 152 to 895 code for a protein of 247 amino acids. The record is from RefSeq and is a predicted model, not a curated record. Gene Ontology annotation, cellular component: preribosome, large subunit precursor; nucleolus. Gene Ontology annotation, biological process: ribosomal large subunit assembly; rRNA processing; ribosomal large subunit biogenesis. NCBI's taxonomy places the organism in Eukaryota, Metazoa, Arthropoda, Insecta, Diptera, Drosophilidae. Gene Ontology annotation, molecular function: RNA binding.